AUGAGCACCUUUGGGCAGAUCCUAAAGGAAGUUGGGGAGUUGGGUUUGUUUCAGAAGCGGUUAGUGGCUUUAUUAUGCAUCCCCAGCAUAUUUGCUGCUUUUAACAUGUUUGGUCAGGUGUUUGCAGGAAUGAGCUUUCCACAUCACUGUAACACUGACUGGAUCUUGGAGCGUGGGCCCAACCUGACAGUUGAGAGAAGAAGAAAUCUCACCAUCCCGGUCAACAAGGAUGGAAGAUUUGAAAGCUGUAAAAUGUUCACUCCUGUGGAUUUGGAUUUGGAAACCAUUGAAGAGGAUGGGAUUAACACUACAACUAGAUGUAUAGAUGGAUGGGACUAUGAGACACCCAUAGGUGCUUCAAGCAUCAUGUCAGAGUUUGAUCUAGUUUGUGACCAGAAGGGUUUGAUUGAGGCGUCACUGUCCAUCUAUAUGGCAGGUUUUCUGGUUGGAGGUUUGGCGUAUGGGGCAAUUUCUGACAGAUUUGGACGACGCUUUGCAAUCCUACUCUGCCUCUCUCUCGUACUAUUGUUAGAUCUGACUACUGCUCUCUCACCAAACAUCUAUGUUUACAUGGUCUUGAAAUUUUUCUGUGGGAGUUCAGGAGGUGUCAUUAUGAUGAACACAACUGUGAUGGGUGUGGAGUGGACCAGUCCCUCCAAGUCUGCUGUUUGUACAAUGGCAAUCCUGCUUUUCAUCCCUGUUGGACUGAUGGUGUUACCUGGUGUUGCCUAUUUCAUCUCCAACUGGAGGAUCCUGCAGCUGGUGCUCUUCAGCCCUCUUCUCAUAAUUGUGGGAAUAUUCUACUGGUUUCUCCCGGAGUCAGCUCGCUGGCUGAUGACGCACGGCAGGAAGGAGGAGGCGCUAAAGGAGCUCCGAAGGGCAGCCAGCGUGAAUGGGAGGACAGUACCUGAAGGUUUGCUGGAAAAGGUAGAGAUGGAGGUUCCCUGCAGAAGAGAGAACAUGUUGGACAUCUUCAGAGUAUCGUACUUGAGAAAACGUACUCUGCUCAUGGGCUUUAACUGGUUUUCAACAAGUCUUCUGUAUUUUGGAAUGAGCCUGAAUGUUGGCAGUUUCGGCCUGAAUAUCUACCUCACACAGUUCAUCUUUGGUGCUGUGGAAAUUCCUGCACAGCUCAGCACUUUGUUUCUAAUUCAGCGUUUUGGACGGAGAAUCAGUCAGGCAGGCUUUCUGCUUUUCGGGGGUGCUGCUUUUCUCUUGGUCCUUGCUAUCCCAAAAGAUCUUCCUGGGGUGGUGACAGCCAUAGCUGUACUGGGGAAAUAUUUCGCCACUGCUUCCUUAUGCACAGCCUAUGUUUAUACUGCAGAACUGUACCCUACCAGUUUAAGGCAGAAUGGUGUAGGUCUUAACUUCAUGUGUGCUCGUGUGGGGGGCAUCCUCGCUCCACUAAUCAGGCUCCUGAGCGUCUACCAUCACACCAUCCCCAUGCUGAUAUACGGCAGCGUCCCCAUUGCUACGUCAGGUUUCUGUUUGCUACUGCCUGAGACCCUCAAUGUUGAACUGCAGGACCACGCUGAGCUCAAGUGA
Molecule: messenger RNA, 1545 nt
Organism: Epinephelus fuscoguttatus (brown-marbled grouper)
Lineage: Eukaryota; Metazoa; Chordata; Actinopteri; Perciformes; Serranidae
Product: solute carrier family 22 member 13-like
Exons: 9
Coding region: 1-1545 (514 amino acids)
Biological process (GO): transmembrane transport
Cellular component (GO): membrane
Molecular function (GO): transmembrane transporter activity
Source: RefSeq, a predicted model, not a curated record